Salmo salar (Atlantic salmon) is the source of this 728-nucleotide messenger RNA. The record is from RefSeq and is a predicted model, not a curated record. Lineage: Eukaryota; Metazoa; Chordata; Actinopteri; Salmoniformes; Salmonidae.
AUGGUAGUAGGUGCCAGGGUAGUAGUAGAGCUCAUCAGGAUUGUUGUUGUCACCCAUGACACAGACCCAGCAUCUUCCCACCUGGAGAUUGUGGACAUCACCCCAAAAACAGAGGCAGACCCGGCUUGUUCCCACCUGGAGGUUGUGGACAUCACCCCAAAAACAGAGGCAGACCCGGCUUGUUCCCACCUGGAGGUUGUGAACAUCACCCCUAACACAGAGGCAGACCCGGGUUGUUCCCAACUAGAUAUUGUGGACAUCACCCCAAAAACAGAGGCAGACCCGGGUUGUUCCCACCUGGAGGUUGAGGAUAUCACCCCUAAGACAGAGGCAGACCCGGCAUCUUCCCACCUGGAGGUUCAAGACAUCACCCCUAACACAGAGGCAGAGCCGGCUUCUUUCCACCUAAAUAUUGUGGACAUCACCCCUAAUACAGAGGCAGAGCCCAUCUCUUCCCUCUUGGAGGUUGUGGACGUCACACCUGAAGAAAGGACUCUCACGAUGGCCGUCUUCACCACUCUGCCAGCUGACAUCCAAGCAGAGGAUGUUGCUGUGGUCAUCCCGGAUGUCACCCCACACGUAACCAAGGACGUGACACUGGAUGUUCCAUGUAGAGCUAGGAAAGGGGCAGUCCGGCGAUUAUUUUGCAGGCUUUGGAAGGCAGUGUGCUGCUGCGCCUGCUACAAGGAAGAGGAGGAACAAUAUUAAUUAUUCAUCAGACAUUCAGA